This is a messenger RNA of Endocarpon pusillum Z07020, 3126 nucleotides long. Its product is annotated as Phosphatidylethanolamine N-methyltransferase. Gene Ontology annotation, biological process: phosphatidylcholine biosynthetic process. The record is from RefSeq and is a predicted model, not a curated record. The transcript is spliced from 4 exons. The coding region runs from base 1 to 3126 and encodes 1041 amino acids. Gene Ontology annotation, molecular function: phosphatidylethanolamine N-methyltransferase activity. Lineage: Eukaryota; Fungi; Ascomycota; Eurotiomycetes; Verrucariales; Verrucariaceae.
AUGAUCUUCUGCUGUCCUCAACUUGAAGCCUUCCCUGUCCGUCCCAACGCCAUUCCUCUCCGAAGGUCUCACACCCAGAUAUAUUUCCUCGCACAGAAACUCACCAAGCUGGCUUCCGCCACGGUCAACCUGGCAGGCACCACUGUAACCUUCUCAGACCAUGAAUGGCUUACCGGCAAGGCUGCUCUAGAUACACAAGGUCUUCGGGAGAGGAAUAUAUCCCUCCAAACGAACGGUGAUGACGAGGCUAGGAAAGCUGUUUUGCAUCUCAACGCCCUUGAAGAAAACGGGGAGAAGCAAGAAAAGGACAAGAAAACAUUUGGUAGAACACCAGAUGGGAUAGUCUUCACAGUACCAUACACACAUGAUAUGGUUUCUCAAUUACUCUCACCUUCUGAGCCAAAGAACUUUUCAGAUCUGAUUGUGCUUUUCAUUCUCGGACUACAUAUUCUAGGACUAUGGCUACUUCCAGACACUUGGAGGGUACCUGUCUUUGGCUCCGUCUUCAUAUUCUGGAGAGCCAGCUACAACCUCGGUAUAGGCUGCCUCUUGCAGAUACAGUCGCGUCAGAAGAUGCUCGUACGUUGGGCCAAGAAGGCGAAGAUCUUUGUAGAUCCUGCCACGGGACAGAAUCCCCACCCCAAGCUGUUCCACUUCAUAAAACGGGAACUUGAAACGAAGAUUCCGAGAGAUUACAAGUUCGAGAACGCUCCGAUCGAGUACAACACAUGGCUUGUAUUCCGCCGAGUUGUUGAUCUCAUAUUGAUGUGUGACUUUGUCUCCUACUGUCUGUUCGCUGCGGUUUGUGGCGGCCGACCGACAGGUGAGACAGCUCUUGGGACGGCUGCACGAUGGGUUGUCGGAUGGUCGUUAGUAGCGUUCAAUCUGUGGGUCAAGCUUGAUGCCCAUCGUGUCGUGAAGGAUUUUGCGUGGUACUGGGGCGACUUUUUCUACCUGAUCGACCAAGAAUUAACAUUCGAUGGCGUCUUCGAAAUGGCCCCUCACCCUAUGUAUUCGGUAGGCUACGCUGGAUAUUAUGGUAUCUCCCUCAUGGCUGCCAGUUACAAAGUCUUGUUUAUCUCUAUUGCGGCUCAUGCUGCUCAAUUCAUGUUUCUGGUCUUGGUGGAAAACCCUCACAUAGAGAGAACUUACAAUUCACCUCCUCCGAGAAGAAGACACACUGAGCUAGAAUUAGCCUCACGUGACCGAGCCACAAGCAGCGGGAGCAACGAAGCACCUUCUUUGCUCAAGGAUGGUCAUCCUUCAUCCGUUCACAACUUACUCGGAGUGCAAAAUAUCGACAUGUAUCGCACUACAGAUUUUUCUGUGUUGAUAACGCUUUUUCUGAUUGCUGCGUUGACGGCUUUGACUCCAUCAGCGCCAUUCCAUCAGGGUCUUUUCAUUGCCAACGCUGCAGUAUGGAGAAUCUGGUAUUCUGUUGGUAUCGGGUACAUUUUGAACCGUCAAUCCGAGAAGAAAAAAUGGACACGCCAUUUUCUCAAAUAUGGUGAUAGCACAGAGGAAGCUUGGAGACAAUGGAAAGGUACCUAUCAUCUGAGCCUGACAAUGUGCUAUGCGAGCUUUGCUGCUGCUGCGUGGAAGGUCUAUGUGACUCCAGAGGACUGGACGGCCGAUUUCGCUUUGCUGAAACACGUCAUCGGAUUCAGCUUGAUAGCCGUCCAGCUAUGGGUAUCCAUCAGCAUAUACGAGUCUCUCGGCGAAUUUGGCUGGUUUUUCGGUGACUUCUUCUUUGACCAGUCACCGAAACUGACAUAUAGUGGCAUCUAUCGAUUUCUGAACAACCCUGAAAGAGUGCUGGGACUAGCAGGGGUCUGGGGAGUUGCACUGAUCACUGGAAAUCGCGCAAUCUUCUCAUUGGCAAUAUUGAGUCACGUAGCCAGUCUUGCCUUCAUUCAGCUUGUUGAACGGCCACAUAUGCAGAAACUUUAUGGCAGGCAGCUUCGACAAGAUGCAGGCUUAGUGCGGAGUCUGAAGAGAUCGCUCCCCCCACCACUGCGGCAGUGGCAAGAUGGUAUGGACAAAGUCUUGGGCGAAACGUUCGAUUACGUAGAAGAUUUUCUAGAUGCCGCACGCCCGAAGCUUGCUGCUGGGGUCAGUACCAUGGUGCAAGAUACCAAGGACCUGUUCAACAAAUACCCAGCCCGAAUUAGCAUCACGCGGGUCGAGCCCGAGAUUGUCGGCUUCAAUCCAGAGGACUAUUCCUUGGAAAUCGAAGGCACCCCGUCCUCACCUCAAGCCGAACAUCAGCGUAACAGCUGCAAGGAAUCUGAAAAUGCUCGGACCCCACCGAAACGUACUGGGGACUUCAAGACACUGAUUUUCGAAUAUGGCGCUCCAAUCAAAGUCAAAUGGCGAGCACCAGCCAAUCACAGCAAGAAAGACUGGAUAGGUCUUUACAUGGUGACCGACAAUGCAAGCCGCGAGGUGACAAGAAUUUCAUCAUCUGGCCGAUGGAUCGCAACGAACCCGGACAUGUACGAUUCCCUAGCGCCAGAGCAGGGUCUUCUAUCAAGCGAUGUUCAAAGCGCAGACUUACAGCAUCAUGGUGAGGGACCUACUCAACAAGAUAAACUGGACUCUGGCCAUCAUGGGUUCGUGAGCGGCGAGGUGAUCUUCUCCGGCGACAAGCUCUGGUGGACGCAAGGCGUCUUUGAGUUCCGCUAUCACCACAACGGCAAGCACAACGUCAUGGCCGUGUCUCUACCCUUUGAAAUCCGUAUCGCGCGCUUCGAUGAAGACGAAGUCAGCUACAGCGGUACUAAUGCACAACACGAUACCAUUCUGCGAGCAGCAGUCGAGAAAGCGUUACUACCGGUAGUCCGCAACUGUUUCGAUCGGGACCCAGAAAUCGCGCCUGACACGGUCGAUGACCCCUACGGCACCCUGGUGGAGCGCGACGGCAAGUUUGCGCGCAGAGUCGUCUUUGCUGUCCAUCAGAUGUUUGGUAUUGAGCUCGCCCCGGAAGUGGUGAGAGCGGAUGGCAAUGUGAAGAAUCUGGCCUGGAGGAUUUGUAAUGCGAAGAAGGUCUUGGAGCCGUACAGUAUGUCCCGAUCAAAGGGAGACACAACACCAACCAAUGAUGAUGAAGACAAGGGAUUACGAUGA